CUUGAAUUUAGAAAAAAAAAAAAAAGAAUUUAUCUCAAAAAAGUAGAAGAAAUAUGUAGAAAAAAAAAAUCCAAGCUGAGUCAGCCGAAUAUAAGGGGCAUACUCUUCCCUCCGUCGGUCGGACAAGGUUUUUCCGGUCAGUCACUCUUUUCUAUUGUAGUUAUACAUAUAUCACUGCGCUUUCGUGAUUUUUCUCCAAUUGUUCAAAUCCGAUCAAUCUAGGGCUUUUCAUUACCCCCAAAAUCUCUCUCAUCAAAAUUUUGGGGUUUUUCCUCCUCUCUUUGCUAGGGUUUCUGUACAUUAUAGCCUGACUUUGCCUUACAAAAUUUCGCUUUCUCCUUUGUAAUCUGUUUAUUGUAUUUGAAAAAUUAGUUAUUCGGAUUCUCUCUCUCUCUCUCUCUCUCUCUCUCUCUUAGAUAUAUAUAUUUGGAACCGGUUUUUGCUUUCAAGUAUUUACAGGAAAUAGAAAACAAAAAGAAUGGCCUCAUAUAAGCCAUUCCCACCUCCACCACCUCAAAAUCAAAACCUUCUUCCACUUCAACAACAACAACAACAACAACAACAACAUUAUGGUCAAAAUUACAAUCAAAUGAAUCCGAAUUCAAACUAUCAUUACCCUUCUUCAAGACCGCCCCAACAACAACAACACCCACCACCUCCACAGCAGCAAUAUUCUUAUCCCCUUCCCCCUCCUCCACCUCCGGAUUCUUCCUAUCCACCUCCCCCACCCCCUCCUUUGCCUACAAUGCCACAAACUACGAUCAACUCACAGCCACCAAUGUACUAUCCAUCUUCACAGUACUCAUCACAAUAUGGUAAUCAAGCAAUGCAGCCACCUCCCCCACCGCCUCCCCCAAGUUCUCCGGGUUCUUCGAUCCCUCCACCACCUCCCCCAAGUUCUCCUCCACCGCCACCUCCUCCAAAGGAGAGUAUUGGGGAUCAGGGGUUAAGUGAGCGCAGUAAAGGGGGGAAUAGGGAUUUUUCGGGGUCUGGAAGGCGUGAACAUGGGCAUUCCCAUCAUGGGAUUGGAGGUAGAGAGCAGAAGCCGAUAUUGCCUCAUCCGAAGAAGCCAAAUGGACCUGCGGGAAGGGUGGAGACCGAGGAGGAGAGAAGGUUGAGGAAGAAAAGGGAGUUUGAAAAGCAAAGGCAAGAGGAAAAGCAUAGGCAGCAGAUGAAGGAGUCCCAGAAGACCCAGAUGAUGUCUUCUGGAAAAGGGCAUGGUUCAAUGGUAGGGUCACGAAUGGGAGAUAGGAGAGCUACACCAUUUUUGAGUGGUGAGAGGAUUGAGAAUAGGUUAAAGAAGCCAACUACAUUCUUGUGCAAGUUGAAAUUCCGAAAUGAACUUCCUGAUCCAAGUGCACAGCCCAAACUCAUGAAUUUGAAGAAAGAUAAAGAUCGAUUUACAAAAUACACCAUCACUUCCCUGGAGAAAAUGUACAAGCCUAAACUUUUUGUUGAACCAGAUCUUGGGAUACCACUUGACCUGCUUGACCUCAGUGUAUACAAUCCUCCCAGUGUUAGACCACCUCUUGCCGCAGAGGAUGAGGAACUCUUGCAUGAUGAUGAAGCUGUAACCCCUAUAAAGAAAGAUGGUAUAAGACGAAAAGAAAGACCCACUGACAAAGGUGUUUCUUGGCUGGUUAAAACACAGUACAUAUCUCCGCUUAGUAUGGAAUCAACAAAACAGUCUUUGACUGAAAAGCAAGCAAAAGAACUGAGAGAGCUAAAGGGAGGCCGCAAUCUUUUGGAGAACCUUAACAAUAGGGAAAGACAAAUCAAAGAAAUUGAGAAAUCAUUUGAAGCAUCCAAGUUACGACCUGUCCAUGCAACCAAUAAAAACUUGGAGCCUGUUGAAGUUAUUCCUCUCUUACCUGAUUUUGAUCGGUACAAUGAUCAGUUCAUUAUGGUGGCAUUUGAUAGUGCUCCAACAGCUGACUCCGAAGUCUUCAGCAAGCUGCAUGACUCUGUUCGUGAUGAGCAUGAAUCAAGGGCAAUUAUGAAAAGUUAUCUGGCACCAAGCUCAGAUCCUGCUAAUCCUGAGAAAUUUUUGGCAUACAUGGUGCCUUCUCUUGAUGAGUUAUCGAAGGAUAUGUAUGAUGAGCACGAAGAUAUCUCAUAUUCUUGGGUUCGCGAAUACCAUUGGGAUGUAUGGGGUGAUGAUGCAAAUGAUCCAACAACAUUCCUUGUUUCCUUCGAUGAAGGAGAAGCUCGCUAUGUGCCUCUUCCGACAAAGCUUAAUUUAAGAAAAAAGAGGGCCAGAGAAGGAAGAUCCGGUGAUGAGAUUGAACAUUUCCCUAUACCUUCCAGAAUAACUGUAAGGAGGAGAUCAACAGUUGCUGCAAUAGAACUGAAAGACCCAGAGGUUUAUUCCAACUCGAGGGGCGGUAUGUCAAGCUCAAAGAUAGGAAGAAGGCUAGAUGCCGAAGACAGCCUCGGAAGACCUCAGAAGCUUGCACGACACCAAGAUGUUGAUCAGUAUAGUGGAGCUGAGGAUGACUUGUCUGAUUGAUUGGUAUAUGAAAAUGGUAGCCUUUCAGAAGUUUUCUAGGAGUUUUGUAGCUGCUGGGUACUCACUGACCCUGAGUUACUUCUGUAAGCCACAACCAAAUAAAUCAAGAUAGCUAGAUAUCCCCCAUAUUUGUGUUCCUAACAUAUAUUUGUUUCUGGAUCGUAGUUAGAUUCAGUAAACUUAGGUUUUUCCUUUUUUUUUUUUUUUUCACCUUGAAUACGAGAUUGGUUCGUGGAAAGUUGAAAAUUCUCUUUGGCAAGGUGAUUUCUCUAAAUCAUUCAAGAAAUGGAUGAUUUUUGCGUUUAUUUUAGUUUAAGAGAAUUUAAGAUUAUUGUGUAUGAUUAAAAGAAUGUAAGAUUGUUUAAUAAUAUCUUAUAGAGGAAAAAGGGGAAAGAGUAAAGGUGUUGUAUAAAGAGAUUGAGCAAAUGUAAGUUAGAAUAAGCUGGUUUCACC
Messenger RNA from Durio zibethinus, 2962 nucleotides. Its product is annotated as protein PAF1 homolog. Gene Ontology annotation, molecular function: chromatin binding; RNA polymerase II complex binding. Gene Ontology annotation, biological process: transcription elongation by RNA polymerase II. Lineage: Eukaryota; Viridiplantae; Streptophyta; Magnoliopsida; Malvales; Malvaceae. The record is from RefSeq and is a predicted model, not a curated record. Gene Ontology annotation, cellular component: Cdc73/Paf1 complex.